This is a messenger RNA of Conger conger (European conger), 892 nucleotides long. RefSeq names its product RPA interacting protein (gene rpain). The coding region runs from base 104 to 787 and encodes 227 amino acids. Gene Ontology annotation, cellular component: nucleus; PML body. The record is from RefSeq and is a predicted model, not a curated record. NCBI's taxonomy places the organism in Eukaryota, Metazoa, Chordata, Actinopteri, Anguilliformes, Congridae. The transcript is spliced from 7 exons. Gene Ontology annotation, biological process: protein import into nucleus.
ACCGGGAAAAACAAGAAGUGUACUCAGAUGUUCAAAUAGGCUAGCUGGAGAAUUAAAUAAUAGUUUUGCCUCUCGAAUCGUUUUAAAGGCGUUAGCUUAACAGAUGGAUGCUCUAGACAGACAUCGUUCCAUGUACAAAGGUACAACUCCUCCAUGGAAAGAAACCUACAGGAAGCGCUGUGCUGACAGGUUAAAAAACAGUCGGUCACGGUUAUUGGAGAAGUACCGGAAGAUUGGAGGUACUCUGGGCUGCGGAGCGAGCAGUUCUUUCCUGGUCCAAGAAGUGAUGGAGGAGGAGUGGACUGCGCUUCAGUCGGCGGACAGCAGAUUACCAUCACUCUGGCGUAAAAAUGGCAUUGGGGAGGUGUACAGUUUAAUGCAGGAGAGCGAUGACCUGGCCGUGCUUGAGGAGAUUCAACAGGAGCUGGUAUCUCAAGAAUUGUCCAUUAUUGAAGAGUAUGAGAAAAGCAUGCAGUAUGAGGAGGGGUAUUUGAAUUCUGUAGUGGAGGGAAUGGAGGAAGGAGGACAAAUUGUAUGUCCAAUUUGUCGCAUGAACAAUCUGACUGUUAACAGCCAUUUUACAUCGUGUCUGUGCGGGGUGUACAUCAACACAAAGCACAGGAAUAUUACACCUGCACACCUGCAGUCUCUCCUGGAGAGUAGAGUCACACAGCACAUGGAAGAGUGCCUGCAUAAUCCCGUCUUCUCCAUGGCCAGCAACACGGAUGGAUCUCCAAAUAUGAUCAUCAGUUGUAAGGUGUGUGACUACUUGUCAAUCGUUUUGUGAAGAUAUGCCACAAAUCUUAAUUUUAGCAAUCAGUGUUACUUAAAAUUUCAGUGUCUGGAAACUUGUAUUUAAUUUCUGUGAAAUAAAGAAUUUGGAUUUAAUUAA